CAACACUACUAUAUAACAAAUAAUUUGAGGAUGAGUGUGGGGACAUGUCCAUCUAAAAUGAGGAAAUCUUGAUCCAGAUAAUACUAUAUUAUGGCUGGGAUACUGAAAAACCAGCUUGUCAAGCGACUUGCUAGCUUCACCAAGGGACUGUCAGUAGACAAAAUAGAUAUAGACAUCCUCAGUGGUCGAGGGUACCUUGACAACUUGGAACUAGAUGAACAGUUCAUGUCUGACGUGUUGGAGCUCCCGCCUUGGAUGUACUUUACAAAGAUACUCUGUAGCAAAAUCAGACUCAAGGUUUCGUUUACUAAGCUGAAAAGUGAGCCGAUAAGAAUUUUUAUCGAUACAGUGUUUGUUGAAGCUGAAAUUGAUAAGCAGUGCAACAGACCAGACAUCGACGUGCAGCAAAAACUUGCAGAAGCUGGACUGGCUGGUAAUGGACCUACAUCCUAUGGUUACGUUGAACAGGUGAUAGAUGGUAUGCAUAUAACCGUGUCCACACUACGUUUGACAGUUCAGCUCAAACACCAGUACCUCACAACUGAACUUACCGGGGUGGAACUUGUCAGUACAAACAGGAAGUGGAAGCCGGAUGAUUUGAGGCGAACCCGAGCAUUUGUAAUGCCAGGAAGGGAGGAGGUGCUAGUUUAUAAGAUGUUAACUGUCAAUCAUGCAAAGUUUGAAUUUUUCGACAAAACACGGAAUACCUUGAACGACAUGUCGGCAGCCCCGCCCCUUAAGUUCAACUUCAACAUGAUACAGCUCCUCAUUACCAUGAAGAAGAAUGUAGCUACCAACCAAGUGGUUUCAGCAUGCUUGAAGCUGAUAUUGGAUGACAUUCUCGUAGUUUUCACUCCGUUACAGUUACAAGUUCUACUCACCUUCUCAAAGGAGCUAUCAGAGGUCAUUGAGUUGUCGGCGCCUCCCCCCGUACCACCCCCAGCUCAGAAGAACAAAUCUUCUCCUCGAGUACAAACUCCUCCCAGGGCGAACACUCCUAAAUCUUUCAUGCAAAGGUUCUCCCGACAGCAAGAAGAAGAGGAAACAGAAGAUAACGUGGUUGAAGUGGUCAGUGAUAACGUUCUAGAAACUUCCUAUCAUCUCAAAACCGGAACUAUUGAUAUCCUACUAUGUGACGAUGAGAGCAGCAACAACGCUGGAUCACUGCAGUUCAGAUUCGAAGUUGUUCAGAUAGAGCUAUUUCCUCAUCGGACUGGUAACGCAUCACGUCGUCACUGGGCUGUACCGUCUCAGUAUGUUAAAGACGCUCAGGUAUUCGCUGCAGAGAUGCUGGGUGAUUUCUGUGAAACUUGUCCUGUUUCAGCGAGUCCACUGCACAACCUAUACGAGAUGGUGGUGGUGCUGAGGUGUGAGCAUUUCCAGCUCUUACCCGUUAUGGGCGUCAAGAAGAGGCAGGUUCUGGGACCUCUUUUGUUUUCUGAUAAGAAAAAAUUCGGUAUAGCAGAAUCAGAACCGGCACUGGUUGUUACCAUAGCAACUUACUACGGCGAUAAAGCCGACAGUCUAGUACCGCCUCAGAGCGUAUACGUGCACUUGAACCCCACUGAGAUAAACUUUGAUACAGCGACCAUGUGGUGGCUGCGGGAGUUCACCUCUUGUACCAUGACAGAGGAUUUUAAACUUAUGUUGACGGAGUUGAGCAAGGGAGAGAGUACAGCAAACUACAGACUAAAAGUUACGUUAGUACUACCGCACAUAACCAUACCACUUACUGCGAGCGAACCUGUUGAAGAUGAACAGAUAAAGGGCGUGCAACUGUGGUUCUCCAAAUUGACUGUUUCUAACCUUAAUAACGCAAUGUACCUACCUCUGCUCACACUCCUACAAGAAUGUUUGGAAUCCUCCAUAGUAUCAGACCCCUCCCAGUUCCCCAACAAACCUCAGGACCCCUCUCCUUUACCCCACAUUCACAACCAGGACCUUAUUCCUGGGAUUUUGGAGGAACUGACCCGUCAUGAGAAGCUAAAGCAAGAAAUGCAAGAAGAAAAGAGCAGACAGCGGCGUAACCUUGUAUACGCCGGUAUCCCUGUAAACUCCUCCCCUUCCCCCAGCGCUAACAACUCUCCUGGUCACAAUAUAUCUCCUGAGCUGCCCAGCACUCCUCAGAGCAGAAGGAGCAGUAUCAGCAGUGUGAAUAUAUCAGACACCCACCUAGCCGGCUCCCCUCUCUCCUCCCUUCCCGACCUGUUUCCACUCCUCAACAACCUGGUACUCGGCUUCACUUUCGACAGCUUCAGUGCUGACUUUCUCUAUAACACGGAUAAUAACUCCGGGGAGAAACACAGGUCUCGGAGAUUCAUAUCAGACAUACCUCUCCACAUGUGGAUGAUCGAGGAGAUCGCUGCUAAUGACGUCACGACUACGCCCAGUGACGUCACGACCACGCCCAAUGACUUCAUUGUGGAGAACGGACACAGGAAGUUAACUAGAAAUACACUACGGAGGCAGGACACUAUCACUUCUCUGGCUACUGAUUAUCUGCUCCUCAUGAAGUGCUCUAAAUCUAUUCACUGCACGCUGGAUAGAGAACAGUACCUGUUCCUUCUCCGACUCAACCAGGAGAUGACAAGUUUUGUAGAGCAGAUAAUCCUCUCCGUUACUCAAAUAUUUACUUCUAGCGUUCAGGACAGCUCGUGUUUCAAGAUGUUAGCCCUUCUGAACCACCUGAUGUUAGACAUCGCUCUCCCGGAGCCUCCUCGCCCCUACAUCCCCUCCCUGUCAACUUCUCCUCCCGACACUGCUAGUACUAGUCUUAGUCACCUGACUAGUGAUAGUCCUUCUAUUGGAUGUCGAGAAUCUUUUCUAGCGGAAGAAGACAUAGUCUUACUGGAGAGAACUGAUACACCCGAGAAUGAUCAAAAAAACAAAUUAAACUGGAUUGUUCUCAGCAGAUCCGACUCGACUAUAGCAUCUCUUUCUGAGAGAUUGUCUCUGCAGUCAGAGGAAGACGCUCUCAGCAUCUCAUCCAUCACCAACGAACUAAAUCCCCUAGCUAAAGGAGACACCAAAGAGACACUCCUCAAGUUCAUCACUCGAGUAAGCAAGAAGAAAGAGACUUUGUCAGUGGGGGUCCAAACCACCACGGAAGACAGCUUGGUCGCGCACAACUACCAGCAACUGCACGCAGUGAGCGCUAAACUUAUCAGUGAGGGUCUAUUUAGUGAGGGUGUUUUGUCACGUGAUCAGAUUCAGGUUCACUGUGGUGAUGCUGUGUUGGCGGUACAUUCUGCACUUGAUGUCAUAACCAAGGUCACGUGUCGUAGAGUCCUAGUUUUGGACGAGGAUUUGGAGAUAAAGCCCCGGGAGUUUCCUUUGUCUAAGUGGAGGUGUCGUGGCUCAGAAUCGAGUGACGCUCAUCAGAUUUAUGCUAGGAUAGAAUUGAACCCAGUCGAACCUCCAAUUCUCAGAUCUUCAACCAUGGUAGACAAAACACAAAUUGUUGAUGACUUUAGUGACGUCACGAGCGACGAUAUCACAACUUCCUUAGAAUCUCUCCAGAUGAACUGCGAGGUAGAGGCCAGUAGUCUUAUCGCCUCGCUUAGAGACCGGUCUCUGGAGGGAUUAGCAGUGUUUUUCGAGCCUGAUCCCACUCUUGCGAGUAUCCCUCUCACUUUGAAAUGCACUGUGCGGGAUUGUCAGGUGGAGCUUCAAGUUGGUGCCGCGCAACAGACAGUGCACGUGCAAGGAGUUAGAAUUAAACUCAAUCAAGAUGAAAGUUGGGAAAUCGGGCAUGACCUGAUUGAUAGCUGCGAAUUAGAGAGAUUGCGAACGGAAAACGAAGAAUUGCGUGAGAAAUUGAGACUGCUAUCGAUUCAGUUUAAUUGUACCCCAGAAGGAUGAGUUGAUAAUUUAAUGACGAUGUAUCAGAUUGCAGCUGGAGCUUUUAUAAGAAUUGCAGGUUCAGUGUUUUAAAUAAUUGUUGCUAUCUGCCAGGACAUUUGCUCAUUCGAGCAAUGUCGGAAGAUGUAUAAUUAUGUCACCUUAUCGUAAUUUUAAGAAGGGUUUGAUAUCCUAUAUAAGCAGUUGACAGUUUCAAUUUAUUUACUCUUCGCCAUUUUUAUUUCAGCCUCCUAUAACAUAAUAAUCUAAUCACUCAUCACUGGUCUUUGAAAAAUAGAACGUAACUUUAAGACACAUUUAAAAUAAUUUUCCAUCCCAUUUGCCACUAAAGACCGCUACGGCUAUUAUUAUCUGGGGCUCACGUGUCCUUACAGUUUCACUAUACUUGUUCAUGGUUUAGCUACAAGCUAAAGCAGUACGUAAUACUUUAAGGAGUGAAUUUAUUUUUUACCCGGUGCUUUUAAAUUUGAUAUUAUCAAUAUUAUACGCUGAUUUCAUCUUAAUAUAAGGUUUAUUUUGUUUUCCAAUCUGUUUAAGUUAUUCAGUAAAAUAUUUUUGAUAAAUUUAAUUUUGUUUGAAUGUAGGGUAUUUUAUAUCAUAAUCAUAUAAUUAUAUACGUUAUUAUUGCAUUAUGAAAAAUAUACUUUAUCGUGAGUCUUUUUGAUAAGAUUACUGUAAAACUGAGACAUCUAUACAAAGCUUUUGUAAUGUUUUGCAAACAGUUUUUUAAUUCUUUUAAGAUAUUGAAUAUCUGUUGACAUAUUUGACAGAUGAUACGCGUCU
Molecule: messenger RNA, 4644 nt
Organism: Bolinopsis microptera
Lineage: Eukaryota; Metazoa; Ctenophora; Tentaculata; Lobata; Bolinopsidae
Exons: 26
Coding region: 91-3861 (1256 amino acids)
Source: RefSeq, a predicted model, not a curated record